Messenger RNA from Didymella exigua CBS 183.55, 528 nucleotides. RefSeq lists its product as uncharacterized. The record is from RefSeq and is a predicted model, not a curated record. Lineage: Eukaryota; Fungi; Ascomycota; Dothideomycetes; Pleosporales; Didymellaceae. The coding region runs from base 105 to 401 and encodes 98 amino acids. Gene Ontology annotation, molecular function: structural constituent of ribosome. Gene Ontology annotation, cellular component: mitochondrial large ribosomal subunit. The transcript is spliced from 3 exons.
AGGAUCAAUCGUUCAACGUCGUAUCGAGGCGUUGUCGUCGCAGUCAUUAUCAUUCUGCAUCUUUGUAUUGACGCCACGGCACCGUUCUCUCCACAGCCGCCAUCAUGAUCACACGAUUCCUCACCGAAGUCCGCGUCGCAUUCAACCCCUUCAAUCCCCGCUCGAAGCCCGCGCGGUUGUUCCUCUCGCUCAUUCCCUCCGAUGCACGCUCUAACGGCUUGCUUGUUCAGUCGACAAUGUUGCCCCGGACAAGCAAGCAAAACGCUACAUUAGGCGUAAAGUUCAAGGAUGGCAAGGAGAUGAACCUCGAUCUUAGCAACAUGCGGAUAACAGAAGUCAUGGAGGAAGUCGACCGACAUUCACGAACGCUCGCUCGAAAAGAGGAAUUGUCAGGCAACUAAUAUAUCCAACAUUAGUAUGAAGACCACAGGCAGAAACGAGGGCAAUUGACGCGUAGGACUGAGAAGUUUCGAAAAAGUGGGCAGGCGAGAUGCAUGAUGCCCUGCACGAAGCGAAUGAAAUAACGUC